AUGGCCCAGAUCAACGGCCAACAACAGGAGCAACAAAGCUCUAGGCGGGCUCGCCGCACCCGCAGCAGAGACGCCCUGAAGACCUCACUAUCGGUGCCCUCCUUGACUCGAGAGAACAGCGAUUUUGCUAGGUCAGAUUCUCAUGCUACCCCAGACCUCGACUACAUGGAGCCAGCCAUGGAGGGUCCGCCUUCUCCUGAAAGGCUUCGCCAACUGAGCAAGCAGAUGAAAAGGGCUUCUUAUUUGAACCGUCCCCGGGUGCAACGACAGCAAUCGGCAGGCUCCUCACCUUGGCAUGCAACAGAACGAUCACCUUGGGAGCACUCUUUCGAGAACAUGUCGCUCAGUCGCAACCCGUCAAGCCGAUCCAACUCGAGCGGCGCGCCUUCGGAGCAGCGCACCUCGAGGGAAAGUGUCCAAAUUCUGGGACGCAAUUUGUUCCAGCGGGGCAACCACGCAAACAACAAGUACAAGCGCGCCAGCAGCUCUCACAGCUCGUCCAACAGCUCAAUGUACUCUGCCGAAACGAGUGCGGAACCCUUCUCCAAGGACUCGCUCAUUCCGACCAUCUUCGCUAGGCGCAAACCUUCGCGUGACGACACAGCACAGAAGAGACUGCAGAUUUCGGGACCUUUCAACUUCCAGCAUGUCACCCACACGAAUCGACACGAACUGCCCGCCCUGCACAGCGGGAGUCGCGGGGACACCACCGCGGAACCCGGUGCACUGAAGAUCAAGGCUCAGGAUCUGCACCAUUUCCACAAUGCAUCCAUCGACUCUAUCCAGGGCGACUUUGAUGACGCCCCGUUGGCCGCCCCGCCAUCUCGCCCUCCGUUCGCGCCUCGUCACACUGCGCCUGUUUCUGGCUCGUACCAUGCUAUAAGGUCGGCCAAGUCUUCGGAUCAGCUUCGCACCAAUCCACCGCGAGCUUCCCAGCUGCUCGGAUCUCAUUCCCCUACCGACUUUGGCGGCACAGAGCCAACCGGCUUUGCACCCGUGCCACCACCUCGCCUUUCGAGCCGCCAAUCCCUGGCACCAGAAGGCUUUAGCGCAUUCGGUCCUGCGGCUGCCGACCGCCCUCGAACGAGUGGGGGCUUCCGCAAGCCACAGCCGUUCGAUCCCUCGGAACAGCCAGAGGCCUCGUCACCAUCGCCAGCGACUGCGCAUGGAUGCAUGCCAUCAGCUGAUUUCGAGGCGUUUGGCGUCGAGGGCGACGGGCCAUUUUCGCACGCAAUCACUACCCUUGACGACGCGGCAUGGCCACUCGCCUGCCCCCAGCUUUCGCCUAGUUUUGACAAGGCUCUACCUGAUGUUCCCGAGGAAGAGGAGCAAAACGGCGUCGCUGGGCGCUCGAGACUGAGCAUCGCGAGUAACUCGUCGCUCCGCGGCAGCCACUCUGUCCCCGCGCUUCGGUCUUUCGGAUCUCGCUCCCGGCCCAUGAGUAACCAGUCUGAUACACUCGGCCCAAUCACCAUCGACGUCAAGGUUCGGGUAGAUGCUUCAGGUGCAAGCGAAGAGGCCCCUCUAACACCAGCUUCGCCAACCAGUGGCAGCUGGGAAGAUGCGAUCGACUACUGCUACGAGCAUGAAGCGGACGCCAAUUUUGAUUAUCAGUGGGAUCGUCCGUCUAUGGACAGUGCCCGAGCACCAAUGCAGCCUUCUGUGCAGCUUGCCCUGGCUGAUGGUGGACUAGCCGAAGCGUCGUCACCGAAGGUUCACGGCAACUUAUCCGCUGUGGCAGAGGAGGACAUGCUAGCGAUGACGGUCAGCCAAGCAGUGGACCAGUCCGAAUUCAAGGGCCAGGACACACAGGCUGCCCACAGCCACUUGAUUGUGUCGAGCAACUUUUCACUUCCUCGUGGAGACAAGGGGAGCCGCUUGUCUCAACUAAAGGGUGUGCGCCCGGUAUCGUACGCAUCGAGCUUCCACGAAUCGCAUGGAUUCGACCUCUCCCCCUCCCUGCUUAUCCCUGGGGACUUCCAUCAACAAAUGCUCGCUGAAAAAUACGAGUAUCACGACGACGAGAUUCUGCGCGGACCUUACCAUGACGAGGUUUCGCCGGUGGAGGCGAGGUCUCCUCUGAUCUACCAGCAGCGCUCGAGCACCUCCACCACCAACACCAUGUCCAGCAUACGGACCGACGAUCGUCAUAUCUCAGCCAACUCGGCGUUCACGGCCAUGACUCGUCUGACUGUGAGCAGCAGCAGCAAUUCGCUCAACAAGGCUGCUGGCACAACCAACGAUAUCGAGCAGAUGCCUGCAAACACGCUUGCUGAGGCGCAAGAUGAUGAAAAUGAUACAACUGAUCAGGAGUGCACGCCCCAGAUCAACAUGGAUACAGUGCCUGAGCUGCCAUCAAUGCCAGUCGUCAAUUUUGCAAGGAAGCCUAUGCAUCGGCCGCACGCGAGUGAGUCGAUAGUGCGCGAGGACAUGAGCUCUUUGAAGGCGCAAGAGCCUGUGAGGCCCCGUCGGCCCCGUGCGAGGACGUCGAGCCUGUCCACACAGGUCGCACCACCUGUCGGUCAAUACGCUCUGUUUCCGCGCUCCCACAUCAAAGGUACCGGCGAGCACAUCUAG
This is a messenger RNA of Emericellopsis cladophorae, 2577 nucleotides long. RefSeq lists its product as uncharacterized. The record is from RefSeq and is a predicted model, not a curated record. NCBI's taxonomy places the organism in Eukaryota, Fungi, Ascomycota, Sordariomycetes, Hypocreales, Bionectriaceae. The transcript has a single exon. The coding region runs from base 1 to 2577 and encodes 858 amino acids.